Messenger RNA from Saccharomycodes ludwigii, 1269 nucleotides. RefSeq names its product cytochrome oxidase assembly protein SHY1 (gene SHY1). The record is from RefSeq and is a predicted model, not a curated record. The coding region runs from base 1 to 1269 and encodes 422 amino acids. NCBI's taxonomy places the organism in Eukaryota, Fungi, Ascomycota, Saccharomycetes, Saccharomycodales, Saccharomycodaceae. Gene Ontology annotation, cellular component: membrane; mitochondrion. Gene Ontology annotation, biological process: mitochondrial respiratory chain complex IV assembly. The transcript has a single exon.
AUGAUCACUAAAAGAAUACUAAUAACACCAUCACUAAAAAAUAUCUUUUUAAUACAAAAAUCUUUUAAAGGAUCAUGUUUAUUUUCCUCAUCAAAAUUAUAUUUUUCCUCAAAAAUCCAAAACAAAAACAACAACUACAAAGAAAGUAUUGUAUCGAAAACAGUUAAAACACCGACCAUUGAUUGGAAACCAUUAAAAUCCUCGAAGAACCCUAAUGAUGAAAACACCUACAAAAGUAUUUGGAAAUCACCAUUAAAAUUAAUUUUUUUAGCAUUAAUGAUAGCAAUGCCAGUAGUCUCCUUCAAUUUAGGGUUAUGGCAAUAUAGAAGAUUAAAUUGGAAAACUAAAUUGGUUUCCACGUGUGAGGAAAGAUUGGUUUUGCCAGAACUAUUAAAUACUGCAGUUUUUUUUGACGAUGUUUUAAGAAAUGAUCAAGAUUUGGAUGCCAUUAAUGAGAAAAUUGAAGAAAAUUGGCAAUACAGGAAAGUCAAGUUGAGAGGGGAAUUUGAUCAUUUCGGCGAAUUAUUUGUUGGUCCAAGAGUCAAAAAUGGCUACAAGGGGUAUCAGUUAUUUACGCCAUUUACUAUUUUGGACGAUGGUACCAAUGAGGGGAAAUGGAACGGGAAAAGGGUCUUAAUUGAAAGAGGAUGGAUCAGUGAAAAUCAUAUUUUACCCAAUUCAAGGACUUUGCAACAUUUAAGUGUUCCCAAGGGUUAUGUCGAAGUGGAUUGUUUGAUUAGGGUUUACAGAAAACUAACUAAUUUGCAAUGGGAAAGAGAAGAUAAAAACAGUAGAUUAUGGAAUGUUAUUGACUUCCCAGAAAUGUGCCAUGAGGCUAAUGAUGCUUUACCCAUUUAUUUUCAGGCUUUACAUGAUUUGAAUGAUCAUUUAUGGGUUCCUAAAGAUGACACUGCCAAUAUUACCACUUCAAAGACUUAUGAUUCCAAUAAAUGGUGGAAUCCUUUUGGUAGAAAUAAUGAUAGCAACGGGAACAGCAAAACGGGGAAGACACCCGUGAAAUAUGUGGAUACUCACAAGGGAAUGGAAUUUAAUGAAGCGCAACUGAUUAAAGCAGGUGUUCCUAUUGGUAAACUACCUAAAGUUGACUUUAAAAAUAAUCAUUUGCAAUAUUUGGUUACUUGGUUUGGAUUAUCUUUCUUAAGUUCUAUAUUUUUAAUUUUAGCCCUAAAGAAAUAUGCUAAACCUAACGUUAUGAAAUCCUCUGAAGCACAAAAGGCUAGGAUGAAGCGUUUCAAAGACUUCAUGUAG